ACCGCCGGCCGCUGGGCGGGCCCUGGCGGUUCCUCGCGGAUUUCCAGUAGGAUGUGAGACCAGCGGCUGAGAGGAACGGCCUGCUACCGACUUCCUCUUGCGGUAGCCCUAGAUUUCCGGCCUGACUCUCGUUUCUCUAGCUAGCUGCUGUAACGCGGUCGCCUAUUGGUUCGUUCUUCCAAAUGCGCCAGGUAUUGGCUGGAGCUCAGGACUCGGCGGCCAAUUGCGGGUUUUGCCGUCGAGCCUGUCCAUCUGUCAGAGUUAGUUCCAGGGAAGUUAGCAGUUGCUGAUCAGACCUGCAUCCUCCACAGUGCAAAGUGAGAAGCUCCUCCUUCAGCACCGCAAGGCAAGAACCCAUCAACACCAGAGUGCUGUCAACCGUCGAGAAAUUGAGUUUGGAUCUGGAGGGAGCUCAGCUGUGCCUGGAGCCAGCAGCAGCAGAGGUCCACAAGGCAGUGACUGUGAGCUUCCGGGCACUGCGUAGACACCUGGACAUUGAUGUCUGGGGAUUUGACAAGAUGCUUGGGGAAAGGAAGCUGUCCCCCAGGGCCGGUCCCUGAGGGUGUGAUCCGAAUCUACAGCAUGAGGUUCUGCCCCUACUCGCACAGGACACGCCUGGUCCUCAAGGCCAAAAGCAUCAGGCAUGAAAUCAUCAACAUUAACCUGAAAAACAAGCCUGAUUGGUACUAUACAAAACACCCUUUUGGCCAGGUUCCUGUCCUGGAGAACAGCCAAUGUCAGCUGAUCUAUGAAUCCGUCAUUGCGUGUGAGUACCUGGAUGACGUCUUCCCAGGAAGGAAGCUGUUUCCAUACGACCCAUAUGAACGAGCUCGCCAGAAGAUGUUAUUGGAGCUAUUCUGUAAGGUCCCACAGUUAAGCAAGGAAUGUCUGGUAGCGCUGAGAUGUGGGAGAGACUGUACGGAUCUGAAGGUUGCCCUGCGUCAGGAGUUGUGCAAUCUGGAAGAGAUUCUUGAAUAUCAGAACACUACCUUCUUCGGUGGAGACUCUAUAUCCAUGAUUGAUUACCUCGUCUGGCCCUGGUUUGAGCGACUGGAUGUAUAUGGACUGGCUGACUGUGUGAAUCACACCCCAAUGCUGCGGCUCUGGAUAUCCUCCAUGAAGCAGGACCCCGCAGUGUGCGCUCUGCACAUUGAUAAGAACAUUUUCCUGGGCUUCUUGAAUCUCUAUUUCCAAAACAACCCUUGUGCCUUUGAUUUUGGGCUGUGUGGCCCAAUCGUACGGUAAUCCAGUCAUUGCCCAGGAUUCUCCUCAUAUCUGAUUCUGCAUCACGGGUCAUCUUGGAGUCAGUGUAUUUGUUUUUUUGUUUUUUUUUUGCUUUUUUGUUUUUUUGAGGUCCCUAAUAAACAUGGACGUGUAAAAUAUA
Rattus norvegicus (Norway rat) is the source of this 1384-nucleotide messenger RNA. RefSeq names its product glutathione S-transferase omega 2 (gene Gsto2). Gene Ontology annotation, cellular component: perinuclear theca; cytoplasm. The transcript has 8 exons. Gene Ontology annotation, biological process: L-ascorbic acid metabolic process; cellular response to arsenic-containing substance; xenobiotic metabolic process. The record is from RefSeq and is marked validated. Gene Ontology annotation, molecular function: glutathione transferase activity; identical protein binding; oxidoreductase activity. The coding region runs from base 499 to 1245 and encodes 248 amino acids. Lineage: Eukaryota; Metazoa; Chordata; Mammalia; Rodentia; Muridae.